AUGUCCGUCAACCCUCUCCCCUCCCAACCCUCCUCGCCGCUCGGUCGGAAUCGCAGCUCCCUCCUCUCCAAGUUUCGCUCCCAGCUCGGCCAACGGAACCGCAGCAUCACCGACUACUACAUCGAACCCGACGACCCCUGGCGCUCCUACUUCCCGGGGGAUGUGAUCUCCGGCACCGUCGUCCUCACCGUCAUCCGCCCCGUGCGCAUCACACAUCUGGUUGUCAAUCUACAUGGCUUCGUCAAGGUCUUCAAGAACACCGUGCCCCCGGGCGAAACCGCCCCGGACCUGGGGUUUCUGGGCCCCGGGCGCGGGCGGCGCGGCGCAGAAUACCUGGGGAACGGGCUGUCGACACUGUUCGAGGACGAGGUGGUCCUCUGCGGGGAAGGUCGGCUCAAGGAGGGGAUCUACAAGUUCCGCUUCGAGAUGUCCUUUCCCCCGUAUGCGCUACCCAGUAGCAUCAACUUCGAACGCGGCACGAUUUCCUACAUGCUUACGUCCACCCUGACCAAACCGACGACGAUCAAUCCCACCACCACCUGCCGACGACGCGUCAACGUGUUAGAAAACAUCGAUAUCGCCCCCUUCCCUCCUCCCAAACCGCGCGUGGUCACCCUCGAACCGGUCUCUCGCCGGUCCAAGUCCAAAGCCAAGGCCAAGUCGACCGGCUCGGACGCGCCCGACUCGCUGUCGCUCGAACCCGUCGCCCAGGGCGCGAACGGCGGCGACCGGCCCCCGCUCAGCCCGGCCCCCAGCAAUGUCAGCUCGUCAAGCCGGCUCAGCAACAGCAGCCAGAGCUUCCACGUGCCCAGCGACCCGAGCUCGUCGACCAGCACAGGGAUGCGCAAUAGCGAGGUGCGGAGCAUUACGCCGUCGGUGACGGACAAGACGAUCAUGGCGAAGGCCGAGGUGCUGCGCGCGGGCGUGCUGCCGGGCGAUACGCUCCCCAUCAACGUCACGAUCAACCACUGCAAGCAGGUGCGCAGCGCGCACGGCAUCAUCGUCACGCUGUACCGGCAGGGGCGCAUCGACCUACACCCGGCGAUCCCGAUCGGCAAGUCGGGCAACGGCAAGAAGCCCGUGUACGAGGACUACUACCCACGGUCGCGAACAGGGCUGGGCGGACUGACGCUGGGCAGCAGCCGCACGAUGGGAGUGUUCCGCAAGGACCUGACGCAGACGUUCGCGCCGCUGGUGGUGGACCCGGCGAGCCUGACGGCGCUGGUCAAGACGUCGAUCCGGGUGCCGGAGGACGCGUUCCCGACGAUCACGCGCACGCCGGGCAGCAUGAUCAACUUCCGGUACUACGUGGAGGUGGUGGUGGACCUCCGGGGCAAACUGACGUCGCCGGACCGGUUCCUGCCGCGGUUCAACCUGGUGUCGUCGGGCGGCAACUUCUCGUCGAGCGGGCAGGUGCUGAACCCGGCAGACGUCAACAGCAGCGCGAUCACGGCGAACUGGGCGGGCAACAUCCUGGACACGGACCAGAUCCGGCGCGAGAAGGGGGUGGUGGCGGUGCUGUUCGAGGUGGUGAUCGGGACGCGGGACUCGCGCCGGGGGGUGAAGCCGGCGGAGCCGUCGCCGGGGGACCAUGCGUCCAAUCAUCCUGAGGGCGAGGCGUGGUCGGAGCAGAGCCCGACCCCUGCGGACGUCGACUACCCGGCGCAGGAGGACUACGGGUUUCCGCAGGAGACGUCGCACUGGCCGGAGUACGGAGGACAGGAGUAUCCGGACGCGCAACCGUACCACUCGCUGGGAGAGAUGGUGUCGACGCCGGAGGAGCCUGGAGACGAAAAGAGCCGGUUACGACGGGCGGAGCAGACGCUGCUGCCCAGCCGGCCGCCGGACGAUGCCGGGGUAGGGCCGUCGGAGGCGAUGCCGACGGCGCCGGUGCUGCCGGAGGACGACCACAUCAACGACUACCACCAUCUGCCGUCGCGGGAGAACGGGACGCCGCGGGCGGUGGUGUCAGCGGAGUCGGUGCAGACGGUGGUGCCGGGGAGCAGCACGAUGGCGGCGGACACGGGGGAGGACAAGCAGGAGCUGGAGCGCCAGCGGCUGAUGACGGAGGCCAGUGCGCCGGAGGACGAUGCGUGCCCUCCUGGCAUGUCUGUGUCGGUACCCAGCCUGUCUGCCCCUGGGAUUUCCUUACCCGGAUUGAUUGUUCCCGGACUAUCUGUGUCUGGGAUGUCAGUCCCUGGCGUCUCCGUGUCCGUGUCCGCGUCCGCGCCAUCAUCCCCCGGGCCUGCCCCGGAGUCAGACGCGCCGACCGCGCCGGUGUUCCACGACGAAGAAGGCGACCACCAGUUGGUGGGCAGUGCGGCGCGCGGGGAUGAGUCGCUGCCGCGGUAUCAGCGGUAAUAAAAGGAAGAAAUGUUGCGUCUGAUCUUAUUGCAUUGCGGGAUAGCGGGAGAUACCAUAUAUGUUGGUCAUUGGAGUCAUUUGUUUGUUUGAUAUAGCCAUAGAAGUGUAC
This is a messenger RNA of Aspergillus heteromorphus CBS 117.55, 2473 nucleotides long. It is a transcript of the gene rim8, whose product is annotated as pH response protein PalF. NCBI's taxonomy places the organism in Eukaryota, Fungi, Ascomycota, Eurotiomycetes, Eurotiales, Aspergillaceae. Gene Ontology annotation, molecular function: protein-macromolecule adaptor activity; ubiquitin protein ligase binding. Gene Ontology annotation, cellular component: cytoplasm; cytosol; plasma membrane. The transcript has 2 exons. Gene Ontology annotation, biological process: ubiquitin-dependent endocytosis. Bases 1 to 2361 code for a protein of 786 amino acids. The record is from RefSeq and is a predicted model, not a curated record.